Zophobas morio is the source of this 807-nucleotide messenger RNA. RefSeq names its product peptidyl-prolyl cis-trans isomerase H-like. The transcript has 8 exons. Gene Ontology annotation, biological process: protein folding; protein peptidyl-prolyl isomerization. Gene Ontology annotation, molecular function: peptidyl-prolyl cis-trans isomerase activity. Lineage: Eukaryota; Metazoa; Arthropoda; Insecta; Coleoptera; Tenebrionidae. Gene Ontology annotation, cellular component: intracellular membrane-bounded organelle. The record is from RefSeq and is a predicted model, not a curated record. The coding region runs from base 1 to 807 and encodes 268 amino acids.
AUGGAAGCAUAUAGACAAGCAGGAAAGAGCUCAUGUUCUAAUUACUUAAACAAGUUGUUCUAUAAAUCACGCAGAGUCACUCAUCAGGUGCAAGGCAAAGCUCUACUUCCUAAGCGAGAACACAAUCUCGCUGGAAUGCAAAGAAUAAGUUCCUUGUCACAUGUCAGUCCCUUUUUAAAUGUAGCCCCGGAUAAACUACAAAAACGCUUUUGCAAACUUGCAAAAACACUUCAACUAUUACGUGGUUUCAUGGAAACGUUGCCCAGACCGAAAACGGCUCUUCCCGUUUCGAAUCCUAAUAACCCCAUUGUGUUUUUAGAUAUAACCAUCGGAGGGGUGGAUGCUGGAAGAAUUAAAAUAGAACUUUUUUUUGAUAUCGUACCGAAAACUGCUGAAAAUUUUAGGCAAUUUUGCACUGGUGAAUUUAAGAAAAAUGGAGUCCCACAGGGCUAUUUAAAUUCUCACUUUCAUCGUGUUAUUAAGUCUUUCAUGAUACAAGGAGGUGAUUUUAUAAAGGGAGAUGGAAGUGGCAUGACCAGCAUUUACGGGAGUAGUUUCCCCGAUGAAAAUUUCGAAGUAAAGCAUUCGGGACCCGGCCUUGUUUCUAUGGCAAAUAGCGGUGAAAAUACGAACGGAUGCCAAUUUUUUAUAACCUGUGCUAAAUGCGACUUUCUGGAUGGAAAACACGUUGUUUUUGGGAAGGUGGUUGAUGGUUUGUUAACUAUGAGAAAAAUAGAAAACGUUCCUGUAGGUGCGAAAAGUAAACCGAAACUUCCUAUUAUUAUUACUCAAUGCGGAGAGAUGUAG